AUGGUAUCGAGUGUCACAGUCAAGCCACUGCCACCUUGCAACCAAGAAUACAGCCAAAAUAAAGAUCACCACGUUGGAAGUCCACCACAGACGUUCCAGAACCCGUGGAACUCCUUCCAGAAGCUCGGUCUCGUUAGUGCCUUCGAACAUCGUUUUGGCAAUCAUCCAGAAAAGAAAUUCGUCCCCGUGCCUCAAGGACCAAACGGAACACGAUCUACUGAGCUCGUCAACGUCCACAAACCAGACUGGGGAGCUGGUAACACAGAUCGACUGAAAGCCACCUGGAUCGGCCACGCUUCGUUUCUCACAGAAUUCCCUGCACAAGCAGGAGCCGAACGAGGAAUCAGGGUCCUGUGUGAUCCUGUCUUCAGCGAACGCACGAGCCCGGCGCAGUGGAUAGGACCGAAGCGAUAUACGCCCACGCCAUGUACGCUGGAUGAACUACCAGAUAUCGACAUCAUUGCGAUCUCACAUGAUCAUUACGACCACUUGGAUAUCGCCACCGUGCAGCACAUCUACGCUCGCCAGAAGGGAAAGGUCCAUUUCAUCGCAGGUCUCAACAAUAAACCAUGGUUUCUGCAGAACGUGGGUUGCCAAGCUAGCGAAGUGACCGAUGCAGACUGGUGGGACUCUUUCGACCUCUCCGUUGAGGGUCUCGGCAGUGUGAACAUAACGUGUUGUCCGACACAACAUGGCUCUGGUCGCGCAGUGGGGAGCUUCGGACACACGCUAUGGUGCAGUUUCGCUUUCGAAGCAAGUGGCAAACGAGUCUACUUCUCAGGCGACACCGCGUACCAAGCUAUGAACACGCCUGCACCAUGCCCAGCAUUCAAACAGAUAGGCGAGACACUAGGGCCUUUUGAUCUUGCUAUGGUGCCUAUAGGCCUCAUGACGCCACACUCAUUCAUGGGAGGUGUACAUGCUACGCCUGAGCAGUCAUUGCGAAUACACGAGGAAGUGAGAUCGAGGAUAAGUCUAGGUAUGCACUACGGUACUGUCCGUGGUGGGAUCAGUGGGCAGUAUGAAGAUGUGAGAGAUCCGCCGCGAAGGUGGCGAGUCGCGGCUGAGAAGGAAGGCGUAUGGUGUGGAGGCGGUAUUGAGGGUGACGGUAGGCCGAUCGAUACCACCAAGCAAGGUGUAGGUCUCUGUGACGUUGGCGAGACCGUAAUAGUGUAA
Messenger RNA from Recurvomyces mirabilis, 1176 nucleotides. RefSeq lists its product as uncharacterized. Gene Ontology annotation, cellular component: membrane-bounded organelle; cytoplasm. The record is from RefSeq and is a predicted model, not a curated record. The transcript has a single exon. Gene Ontology annotation, biological process: N-acylphosphatidylethanolamine metabolic process; N-acylethanolamine metabolic process. NCBI's taxonomy places the organism in Eukaryota, Fungi, Ascomycota, Dothideomycetes, Mycosphaerellales, Teratosphaeriaceae. Gene Ontology annotation, molecular function: N-acylphosphatidylethanolamine-specific phospholipase D activity; zinc ion binding. Bases 1 to 1176 code for a protein of 391 amino acids.